GCGAAUACAACAUUGCAGAUUGGGUCACACGCGGCAAGAGUCCAAAAGAUAUUGGUAUUGACAGUAGAUGGCAAAGAGGACCCGACUUCCUCACGAAACCAGAAAGCGAAUGGCCUAUAAGUCAACACAUCCUUGAUCAACCUUUACCUGAUACCAUUAAGCAGGGUAUCGCUACCAUCGUUACAUGUCACAAAGAAAAGGAURGUAUAACGGCCAGGAUUGAUAUACAAAAAYAUUCUGACUACAAGAAGCUACUGAGAGUCACUGCAAGAGUUCUAGCUAUGUACAAGAAGAAGCCAAAACCAUCAUUUAAACACGCCUCGCAACAGCUACUUUAUGACGAUAUCGUGAAUGCAGAAAAAACUUGGAUCUUACAAGUACAGAACCAGAUGAAAAGUGACAUAGAGAAAGGGCGAUACAAACGCUUAUGCCCACGCAAACGGCAGGAUGGUAUAUAUGUUGUUGGAUAUCGCGUACAGAAAUGGGUUGAAAUGAGUUACAAUAAGUCUGAAGUUAUACUGCUUCCCUAUAAUCAUCGUUUUGCAAGAUUAUACGUUGAAUACGUACACCAAAUGGGACAUCUUGGAGUGUCAGCGACUGCCAGUAAAGUACGUACCAAGUAUUGGAUURUUAGACUUCAUAAGCUAGUWAAGUCUGUCAAGUCUAAAUGUGUUACAUGCAGGAAAAUUGAGAAGAAAUUGACAGGGCAAGUAAUGGGUCAACUUCCAGAGGAACGUUUGAAACCAGCCCCUGCUUGGAAAUCCACUGCUAUUGAUUUAUUUGGACCAUUUAAGAUAAGAGAUGAAGUGAAAAAGAGAGUGCAUGGUAAAGCUUAUGGCGUCAUCCUUAAUUGUUUAGCUUCAAGAGCUGUGCACAUUGACGUAGCAUCAGAUUACAGCACUGACAAAUUUUUGAUGGUAYUACGACGAUUCGCGUCUUUACGUGGAUAUCCUUCGACACUUUAUUCUGACAACGGCCCGCAGUUGGURUCAGCAAGCAAUGAACUCAUAAAUGUAACKAAGCACUGGAAGCAKACCGAGCUCGAAGCUUUUGGURUGGUGGAGGGAUUUCAAUGGAAAUUUACUUCUGCUGAUGCGCCCUGGCAGAAUGGCAUAUCAGAAGCUUUAAUUAAAACCAUCAAACGCACAUUGAAAUUGGUGAUUGGUGAAAAUACUUUGACAUUUUCUGAGCUACAARCCGUCUGUUUCGAAGUAGCGAACUUAGUAAAUGAGAGACCCAUAGGUCGUCACCCUACAUCACCAGACGAUGGGACGUAUCUAUGCCCGAAUGAUCUACUACUUGGGAGAUCAAGUCCUAGAAUCCCAGGUGGACCCUUUAUGGAAGCARCCAGUCAAARACAAAGAUUUGAGUUYAUCCAAAGUAUAAUCAACAGAUUUUGGAAGAAGUKGACUGUGGAUUACUUCCCAAGUCUGAUUGUUAGACAAAAGUGGCACACYUCAGCCAGGAAUGUGCAGGAAGGGGAUAUUGUUUUGGUUGCGGACUCCAAUUCAGUCAGGGGCCAAUGGAAAAUGGCAAGAGUGUCAAAAACCUUCCCRGGAAAGGACGGAAAAGUAAGGAAGGUUGAGUUGAAGUACAAAAACCCGAAGAAAAGAGAACCCGUCAAGAUCUACAAAGGACAAGGAUUCGUAACUAUAGAUCGRCCAGUACACAAACUGGUGGUUAUAGUUCCUGUAGAGGAACAGAACUAAAUAUCUGACUAUUUAUUUUGAAAUGAUUUUGUCAUGCCUACACUUUAUUUCUCGGUGGCCGGAGUGUAUCGUUUAAAUACUAAUCGAUAUUGUAUUGUGUGAUUGCGUUACGUCGCGCGUUACGUAGUUUUACGUCACUAAAUGUAAUUAACUUAAUUAUCGUUGUUCAUUGUGAAGACCUUGUAUUAUCGGAAGGACCAUAAGAUUUCGAACCAUAUAAUUGUUGGUGAUCAACUCUGUAAUUCUGAUAAUUGGUCACGAUGACAAUAAAGUGUUUGGAACUGUG
Messenger RNA from Exaiptasia diaphana, 1995 nucleotides. RefSeq lists its product as uncharacterized. Gene Ontology annotation, biological process: DNA integration. Gene Ontology annotation, molecular function: nucleic acid binding. The transcript has a single exon. The coding region runs from base 282 to 1709 and encodes 475 amino acids. Lineage: Eukaryota; Metazoa; Cnidaria; Anthozoa; Actiniaria; Aiptasiidae. The record is from RefSeq and is a predicted model, not a curated record.